Cryptomeria japonica (Japanese cedar) is the source of this 423-nucleotide messenger RNA. RefSeq lists its product as uncharacterized. NCBI's taxonomy places the organism in Eukaryota, Viridiplantae, Streptophyta, Pinopsida, Cupressales, Cupressaceae. Bases 1 to 423 code for a protein of 140 amino acids. The record is from RefSeq and is a predicted model, not a curated record. The transcript has a single exon.
AUGCCAUCUGUAGCAGUGUACAAGAAGUUGAUGGAGGCGUGUCCUGAUGCAAAGGUAAUCCUUACUGUGCGUGACAAGGAAGAAUGGUAUCAGAGUGUAAAGGAUACUCUUUAUCCUCAUUUCAUAAAACCCAACAAUAUUCUAUCUGCAUCAGCGAUAGCCGUCAUCAGGAUGACUCUAUGGGAUGGUUUAUUUGGCGAAUACAAGAGGUUUGAAGAUAGAGAAUAUGCCAUGAGUGUGUAUGAGGCUCAUGUCGAAGCUGUAAAAAAUUAUGUCCCUGCUAAUAAAUUACUUGUAUUCAAUGUAAAGGAAGGAUCGGGUCUUCUCUGUAAUUUCUUGGGUGUUCCUCAACCUCCCCAAGAUACACUGUUUCCUCACUCGAAUGAUAGGGCAAAGUUCUACCAGAAACAUUUGAAAAACUAG